This is a messenger RNA of Paralichthys olivaceus (Japanese flounder), 2917 nucleotides long. RefSeq names its product excision repair cross-complementation group 3 (gene ercc3). Gene Ontology annotation, molecular function: hydrolase activity; 3'-5' DNA helicase activity; DNA binding. Gene Ontology annotation, biological process: nucleotide-excision repair; transcription initiation at RNA polymerase II promoter. Gene Ontology annotation, cellular component: transcription preinitiation complex; nucleotide-excision repair factor 3 complex; transcription factor TFIIH holo complex. The record is from RefSeq and is a predicted model, not a curated record. NCBI's taxonomy places the organism in Eukaryota, Metazoa, Chordata, Actinopteri, Pleuronectiformes, Paralichthyidae.
UUGGCCGGAACUGAUCUCCUGUUUAACACCGUGUCGCAGUAACAGAAACGUCUCGUAGUUCAGCUGCUCUGAGCAGAAGAGCAGCUCUGACUGAAUGUGAAGAUUAAACCGACAUGUGUUGAUAAAGACUGUUGAUCGAAACGUUUAUAAAAUGGGUAAAAGAGACAAAGGAGACCGCGAGUCCAAAAAGUCCAAGAAGCGUUUCCACGAUGACGAUGACGAUGAGGAAGAGGCCGGGGGCAGCGAGUCUCAGGAGGCCAUACCCGCUGCCGCAGGGAAACAAGUGGAUGAGUCCAGCACGAAACUGGAUGAGUAUGGAGCCAAAGACUACCGAGCUCAGAUGCUGCUGAAGAACGAUCACAAUUCACGGCCCCUCUGGGUGGCCCCAGAUGGUCACAUCUUCCUGGAGGCCUUCUCACCGGUGUAUAAGUACGCCCAGGAUUUCUUGGUGGCCAUCGCAGAGCCGGUGUGCAGGCCGAACCACAUCCACGAGUACAAGCUGACGGCCUACUCUCUGUAUGCAGCUGUCAGUGUGGGGCUGCAGACCUCUGACAUUGUGGAGUACCUGCAGAAACUCAGCAAGACGUCUGUACCUGAUGGAAUCGUGCAGUUUAUCCAGCUCUGCACAGUGAGCUACGGAAAAGUCAAGCUGGUGCUCAAGCACAACAGAUACUUUGUUGAGAGUGCCUUCCCCGAUGUGAUCCAGCGUCUCCUGCAGGACAAUGUGAUCCGUGAAUGUCGUCUCAGGACUGCAGAUGGCGCAGACACUGAGCUUAUUACUGAAGUCAUCCACAGCAAGUCAGCGAUCUCGAAGUCUGUUUCGGAAAAGGGAGGUACGUCCAACUCACAGCAGCCCAGCGAAGGACAAACUUCUACCCAGCAAGUCCCUGAGGACAUCUUCAGCUACUAUGAACAGAUGGAUAAAGAGGAGGAGGAGGAGGAGGAGACUCAGACGGUUUCCUUUGAGAUUCGCCAGGAGAUGAUCGAAGAGCUGCAGAAGCGUUGCAUUCAGCUAGAGUACCCCCUCCUGGCAGAGUACGACUUUCGCAAUGAUACUGUCAACCCGGACAUCAACAUAGACCUGAAGCCCACCGCUGUGCUGCGGCCCUACCAGGAAAAGAGUCUGCGCAAGAUGUUUGGAAAUGGACGUGCUCGUUCUGGGGUCAUCGUGCUGCCCUGCGGAGCUGGCAAAUCUCUGGUGGGUGUGACAGCAGCGUGCACGGUGCGUAAACGCUGCCUGGUGCUGGGUAACUCCUCGGUGUCAGUGGAGCAGUGGAAGGCCCAGUUUAAGAUGUGGUCCACAAUCGAUGACUCUCAGAUCUGCCGCUUCACGUCCGACGCCAAGGACAAACCCAUCGGCUGCUCGGUGGCCAUCAGCACCUACUCCAUGCUGGGUCACACCACCAAGCGCUCCUGGGAGGCCGAGAGGGUCAUGGAGUGGAUGCGGAGCCAGGAGUGGGGACUCAUCAUCCUGGACGAGGUGCACACUAUCCCCGCCAAGAUGUUUCGUCGUGUUCUGACCAUUGUCCAGGCCCACUGCAAACUGGGGCUCACUGCCACACUGGUCAGGGAGGACGACAAGAUUGUGGACCUCAACUUCUUAAUAGGGCCAAAGCUGUAUGAGGCGAACUGGAUGGAACUGCAGAACAAUGGCUACAUCGCUAAAGUCCAGUGUGCUGAGGUUUGGUGCCCGAUGUCUCCAGAGUUCUACAGGGAGUACGUGGCCAUUAAGUCAAAGAAGCGCAUCCUGCUUUAUACCAUGAACCCCAAUAAGUUCCGUGCCUGCCAGUUUCUCAUUCGCUUUCAUGAGCGCCGUAAUGACAAGAUCAUGGUCUUUGCUGACAACGUCUUUGCCCUGAAGGAAUACGCUAUUCGCCUCAACAAACCUUACAUCUAUGGUCCAACAUCUCAGGGGGAGCGAAUGCAGAUUUUACAGAACUUUAAACACAACCCUAAGAUCAACACCAUUUUCAUCUCCAAGGUUGGAGACACAUCAUUUGACUUGCCAGAAGCCAAUGUUCUGAUCCAGAUCUCCUCCCAUGGUGGGUCACGCAGGCAGGAGGCCCAGAGGCUUGGUAGAGUCUUACGAGCCAAGAAAGGAAUGGUCGCAGAGGAGUACAAUGCCUACUUCUAUUCGCUGGUGUCCCAGGACACACAGGAGAUGGCUUACUCCACCAAGAGGCAGAGAUUCUUGGUGGACCAGGGCUACAGCUUUAAGGUCAUCACGAAGUUGGCAGGUAUGGAUGAAGAAGACUUGAUGUUUUCCAGCAGAGAUGAGCAACAGCAGCUGCUGCAGAAGGUCCUCGCUGCGUCAGACCUGGAUGCUGAGGAGGAAGUGGUGGCGGGGGAGGUGGGCGGACGACCACAGUUCUCGAGGCGAAUGGGCACCAUGAGCUCCAUGUCUGGUGCAGAUGACACUGUCUACAUGGAAUAUCAAAGCAGAGGCAGCAAAGCGUCCUCGUUGCUCAAGAGCGUUCAUCCGCUGUUCAAGCGCUUCAGAAAGUAGAUGCACUGACUCAGACGGUCACACCGAAAUACCUACUUAGUUGCUUCUGGAUAACGGCACAAUGACGGCUGAAGCCAAUAUGCUGGGAACCGUGCUACCAACAGAGGCUUCAGAUAGUCCAGCUGGUGUGGAGAACAUGGCAGUGACUGAAGCAAACCAGAAACUGAACAUUAUCUUAAGCUUAUGAUGAUAUACUGGAUGCUGCUUCCUCCUGGUAGGUACAUCUGGUAGGAUGCAGCGAAAGACGCCUGCAGGGCUCAGCUGCUCCGUGUGUUUAAUAUGAAAGGUUCCGCUCCAGCAUCCUCAAACACCUCCAUGCACGACAUUUGAGGAUGAAAUAAUAUACAAACCCUGUCAAGGUGUCUACUACUGUUGCCUCUGAUUUGAUAUUAAAACAUAUGAUUUUUGUUA